GGGCGGGUGGGCGGAGAACGCAGAGGGGCGAGGCCCGGCUGCAGGGUCUGCUCGACCCAGGAGGAGCCCGCGUCCAGCUCAGCCUUGCAGCCCCGCGCCCUGAGCAUCGUCCCGGAGGAACGGAGACAAAGGAGGAUUCAUGUCCAAAGGGCUCCCGGAGACCAGGACGGACGCAGCCAUGUCAGAGCUGGUGCCUGAGCCCAGGCCUAAGCCGGCAGUGCCCAUGAAGCCCAUCAGCAUCAACCCCAACCUGCUGGGCUACAUUGGCAUCGACACCAUCAUCGAGCAGAUGCGCAAGAAGACCAUGAAGACUGGUUUCGACUUCAACAUCAUGGUCGUUGGUCAGAGUGGACUGGGCAAGUCAACACUAGUCAACACCCUCUUCAAAUCCCAAGUGAGCCGCAAGGCCUCCAGCUGGAACCGGGAAGAGAAGAUUCCCAAGACAGUGGAGAUCAAAGCUAUCGGGCACGUGAUAGAGGAAGGCGGUGUCAAAAUGAAGCUGACUGUCAUCGACACGCCAGGCUUUGGAGACCAGAUCAACAAUGAAAACUGCUGGGAGCCCAUUGAGAAAUACAUCAAUGAACAAUAUGAGAAAUUCUUGAAGGAGGAGGUGAACAUAGCCAGGAAGAAACGCAUCCCUGACACUCGUGUCCACUGCUGCCUCUAUUUCAUCUCCCCGACGGGACACUCCUUGCGACCUCUCGAUCUGGAGUUCAUGAAACACCUCAGCAAAGUUGUGAACAUCAUCCCUGUCAUCGCUAAGGCUGACACCAUGACCCUGGAGGAGAAGUCUGAAUUCAAGCAAAGGGUUCGAAAGGAGCUUGAAGUAAAUGGCAUUGAAUUCUACCCCCAGAAGGAAUUUGAUGAGGAUUUGGAGGACAAGACAGAGAAUGACAAAAUCCGGCAGGAGAGCAUGCCUUUCGCUGUGGUGGGAAGUGACAAGGAGUACCAAGUGAAUGGCAAGCGGGUCCUCGGCAGAAAAACUCCCUGGGGGAUCAUUGAAGUGGAAAACCUCAACCACUGUGAGUUUGCCUUGCUUCGAGACUUUGUCAUCAGGACCCACCUCCAGGACCUCAAGGAAGUGACACACAACAUCCACUAUGAGACCUACAGGGCCAAGCGGCUCAAUGACAAUGGAGGCCUCCCUCCGGGAGAAGGCCUCCUGGGCAUUGUCCUUCCACCUGUGCCAGCCACCCCCUGCCCCACUGCAGAAUGAAGGCCAUUUCAAGCGCCGCUCCUCCCUCCAUUCCUCUCAGCUGUUAUUGCUGCAGGGCCACGCCCUUUUUAGUGCUGUGCGUGUCCAGCCAGCACCACGGCCCCUCUCAGCCCUCAGCCGGUGGGAGGGGCCGGCUGCCCCUUUAGGACAGUUGCUUCUUCCAUUCAUCCAAACCACCCCUCUCCUCCCAGUGGAAUGGAGUUCUCGCCAGCACUGCCCUCCAUCAUCUGUGUCAGCUGGUCCUAGCCCAUCUGUAGGGUGAAAGAGCUCACCAAGAGCUCCUUCUGCCCUUGCAAACCCAUACCGGCUACUUGUAACCAUCUCCAAGGGAAAUGGCAUUGUUCCCUGUCCAUUCAUCUGCAUGAGCUACUCUUGGCUUCCUUAAAGGGUCAAGAAAGCAACUUUUCUGCUUGUCGGAUUUGUUGACGUCAGCUGUGUGAGCCCCAAGGUGGGACGAGGGUGCCUCCUUCAUUGCUCAAAGCUUAUUUAUAAGGAUGGGUCACUACAGAUCUGGGGGAGCAAGGGCUAGGAUCACUUUUUAAAAAAAUCACUGCUUGUGGCUGGCCCGGAGGGCAGUCACACACCCUCCCUGCCCCAUAAUGCAGCCACUUAGGGAGUGUGGUUUUCCUGAGACAUUCCUGGAGUUGACUUCCUUAUCCUCAAACUUUAAAUAAGAACUAAAUGCACACACAAAACUCCAGAAAGUCACAGGAUGUGAACUCUAGGAGGAAAAAAGCACCCUUCUGUCCACUUAGCAAUAAGGGGGAAUCUCUUCCCACCCACCCUGACUACUCCACCCCACCCCCUCCCCCACUCCGUUAACGUGAGUAAUGAAUCAGCCUGGCCACAGUUGGUCACUGUAGGCUAGUGGAAAAUCCCCAGUGGAGGGCACAGCCCCGCAUCAGAUGCACGAAUGUUUGCGAAUGUCGGCUGCCACCGCCCCACACACUAUGUCUUUAUGGAAUACCCCUUGCCCACUGCCCCACCAUUUCCACCUGGACAGAACUUGCUCAAAGGCUGGUGACUUGUGGGCCAUUCAUCUACAACCAAGUCCUGAUGGAGCAAGAGGCCCAAGCCUAGGGGAUGCAAGAACGACCCAUUUCUUAAAUGUUACCAGUCCCAGCCAACCUUUUGGUGACAUUAUGGUUAAUUUUCCCAAUUAAAAGUAAGCAAACAAACUGGUUGUGUAAAUGUUGCUAGACUUUAUGUGUUGUACAACUAAACAUUGCUGUUUGAACAAUAA
Messenger RNA from Lipotes vexillifer (Yangtze River dolphin), 2459 nucleotides. RefSeq names its product septin 3 (gene SEPTIN3). The transcript is spliced from 11 exons. The record is from RefSeq and is a predicted model, not a curated record. Bases 140 to 1216 code for a protein of 358 amino acids. NCBI's taxonomy places the organism in Eukaryota, Metazoa, Chordata, Mammalia, Artiodactyla, Lipotidae. Gene Ontology annotation, molecular function: GTP binding.